This is a messenger RNA of Vicia faba (fava bean), 657 nucleotides long. The record is from the annotation of a GenBank genome assembly. Lineage: Eukaryota; Viridiplantae; Streptophyta; Magnoliopsida; Fabales; Fabaceae.
AUGCAAAUUAAAUUUGAUAAUGAGCAAGAGUGGAAUUUUACUGCUAUUUACGCCAGUCCACAUGAAAAUAAUAAGAACAUGUUAUGGGAGAAGUUGACAGAUUUAGCAUAUAGUUUGCAAGCUCCUUGGAUGUUGGUAGGGGAUUUUAAUGAUAUUUCUCAUGUGAGUGAGAAAAGAGGUGGAGUUCUCGCGUCUUUGAACAUAUGUAAGAGAUUAAGGGAUAAAAUGGAUAGGUGCUUGAUUAGUGAUGUGGAGUCAAGAGUCCCUAAAUUUACUUCGAGAGGACCAGUCUUCCAUGGUGGACAGCAUAUAUACGAAAAACUUGAUAGGGUUUUGAGUAAUGAUGAGUGGAGGAUGAUGUUCCUUGAAGCCUAUGAGAAACUGUUUAUGAGGGUGGAAUUUUCAUACCACCAUCAAAUUCUUGUUAAUAUGAAGGAGGAGUUCCAUAACUACGUUGAGAAACCUUUUAGGUUUGAAAAUGUAUGGCUUACUUAUGAUAUAUAUAGUAGCAUGCUAAAGGAGGCGUGGAGAGAGGAUAAUUCCUUAGCUUUGAAUUUGAAGAAUGUUGUGGAAGGAAUAGAAAAAUGGAAGUUUAAUUCCUUUGAUAAAAUCAAAAAAGCUAAGAAGGAAAUGAAAAGAAGACUAGAAGGUAUCUAG